This is a messenger RNA of Macrobrachium nipponense, 4662 nucleotides long. RefSeq names its product protein XRP2-like. The transcript is spliced from 7 exons. Bases 79 to 1134 code for a protein of 351 amino acids. Gene Ontology annotation, cellular component: cilium; periciliary membrane compartment. The record is from RefSeq and is a predicted model, not a curated record. Gene Ontology annotation, biological process: post-Golgi vesicle-mediated transport. Gene Ontology annotation, molecular function: GTPase activator activity. NCBI's taxonomy places the organism in Eukaryota, Metazoa, Arthropoda, Malacostraca, Decapoda, Palaemonidae.
CAGACGACGCCCUGGAAAUUCUUCGCGGGAAAAAGAUUCCCUCGAGAACUGUCAAAAGUGUUCGGGUGUAUUUCGACCAUGGGCUGUCUGCAGAGCAAGGAAAAGGAGGAGAAUAACCAAAUUCAGGGCGAUAAAAACCCGCCUAAGACUUAUUCAUGGGACAAAAGAGAGAAGGUUAAUCCAGCAGACUUCACGAUAGAGAAUAUCUCGGGCCAAGAGGUUGGUCGGUUACCAGGUACAAUAAAUGGACAGCAGUUCAUCAUACAGAAUUGCCAGUCAUCAAAAAUAUACUUGUUUGAUCACAUCAACACAAUAACAGUUGACGACUGCUCUGAUUGCGUCAUCUUCAUUGGGCCCACGACUGGAAGUCUCUUCUUGAGAGACUGUCAUGACUGCGUUAUUAUGGCUGCCUGCGGCCAGUUUCGUACCCGAGACUGCUGCAAGAUGGAUGUGUUUCUCCUCUGUCAGACACAGCCAAUUAUAGAGGCGUCAACAAAAAUGCGAUUUGGGUGUUUCCAGGCAUAUUACCCUCAACUUGCAGAUCAUUUUACCAAAGCUAAAAUCAGCAUUUUUAACAAUAACUGGUCCAACAUUCAUGACUUCACACCUGUCGAAGGAGAGACAAACUGGUCUAGUGUCUCUCAAAAUUCAGCCCUAGUGGAAGUCUUCAAAUUACCUAAAAGUGAAGAUUUCAAGAGCGUGGGUCUCAGUCUCGAUACCAACAUGAGUGUGGUCCCUUACUCAUUGGGGUCUCCAGUAUAUGGGACACAGGAAGCAACACUGAUCAUUUUCUUUUAUGAUGCGUCGCACAAACAAAGGGCAAUUAACUUUAUAACGCUGCUAAGAACAGAAGUCACCAACUGUAUGAUACAACACAGUCGAGAGGUCAAAAUGGAAGUUGCAGAUGCACAGCGUGUUUUCCGAACAUCGGAGUACAACAGUGUCAUUAGUCAGGGUCCAGUCAUAGCUUUACUCUGUCUUGGGACAGGUGUUAUGGAGGCUAGCAGUGCGAUCGCUGCGCAAGUGAACUCAUCCUCUGCAAGCCAGACGGUUUACGUGACAUCCGACAGUAACACCAGUAAUCAGCAAAUCGAUGCCUUCUUCUCUUAUGCCUCCAUGUCAAUGUCCCUUUGAAAUGCUUAUGCUGGAAUGAUUCGCAAAAAGUUUUUCAUUCAGGCAAUGAUCUUGGGACCUGCUUAUUAAACCACUGUUUGGUUUGCCAAAUUAAAUACAUUCACUACCCUACUAACAAACAUUCAAGUUAUGACACUUAGAGACAAGAACAGACAUGAUCAUAAAUUAAAAUUGUGUUCGGGAAGAAAGAACUGCGGGAAAAAAGAACUGUAUUAGGUUUUAUGUUUAUUUAUAUUCAUAAAGUACUUACUGCAUAAAAUACAUUAGUACUGUAUGUACAGUGUACAGUAUACUGUAUUGUGUUUUGGGUUGAAAAAAAGUACAGUAGUAUGUAUGUAUUGUAUUAACUUUAUAUCAUAAUGUACUUAAAUACACAUGAAGACUAACUUGCAUACAAUUCAAGAUACAAAGGGCCUUUCGGAACAUAAACUGAUUCAUGUGUAGAGCAGUGUCGUAGUCAUUACUACUUAAAAAUAUUUUAUACAGUAUUUUCUCAUUUUGUAGGCAAGUAUGACUCAACUCAGGCAACGAGCAAAAAUACACUCAGUUUAUUAUAAAAAUAGAUCAUAAGUUUCUGUUAAGAUACAUUUUCAUUGGGCCUUGCAGAAGCCAUUGCAGGAAGAACAUCUGGAUAGCCUAUAGUCACUACUUUUUCUAAAUGUUUUGGAGACAUAAUCUGUAGUGUAAGACUUAGUGAGACCAUUCUUUGUAUAUCUUUGAAGUGUACUAGUGCAGUCAACGCCCAGUAUUCACAGGGGAUGUGUACCACAAACCUCAACGAAUCGCUAAAGUCUGCAAAUACUAAAAACCCCCCUAAAAUCAUUUAUAAAUUCCAGUUUUGAUUGUUCAAACACCAAAAAAAAAACCUCUAAAAUGCUUAUACCCGAGGAUCUUGAUAGUUUUAUCACAAAAAAUGCAUCUAGUCAUGAAAACUGCAUGAAAAUACAGUAAUUAGUGAUUAUUUCUCUAUGAAAAAAUACUGUGAAUAGGUGAAUUUUCCACGUACAUGUUUCAUAGAAAAAUCUACUAAUAGGCAAGUCUGCAAAUCCUGAACCGCAAAUAGGUGUGAGUAUACUGUAUUUAAUUGCGUUAUUAAAUCAAGACUUAAUGAUCCCAGAAUUAGAUUACUAAUGAUUACAGAUGUUAGCUGCAAUAAUGUACACUUGAUUGAUUACAGUAAAUUUAAUUUAGUACACUCAUACACUACUUGUUGAAGUAGAUUGCUAAUGAUUACAGAUGUUAGCUGCAAUAAUGUACACUUGAUUGAAUACAGUAAAUUUAAUUCAGAACACUCACUCAUACACUUAUUGACAUUACCAUUUCAACUUUAAAUAUUUUUCCCAUUUUUAGAGCAUUUAUCAAAUAUUAAAUGUCUGGUACAAUAAUUUGAAAUGGUUACCAGAGUGUUUGGGAUCAAAGUUCUUAUAAUGAUACACUAUGAACUAGUAUAUAAAAUUAUUAUUACAAUAUUAUAAUUCAGAACAUGGACCUUAUUCAUAUGGGGUUCAUGUUCUGGACAAUAAACACAGUAUGUCUCCAUGUGUGCAGGAAAAGCAAAUCCAAAAUGUGAAGACUCCUAUGAAGUGUGUAGGUUCAGGUUUAUUUUUAAAUUAAUUUAUAUAUUUGAUUUGUUGCCUGGAAGCUGUUUAAAAGCACCUAUGUCAGUUUUAAUAUAUUAAACCUCAGUUUUCAGAGGCCCUCAGAUAUAUAUAUUUGUGGAUGGCGAAGAUAUUUACAGUGUUGCGUAAAAAUGAAUUUAAUUUCUUCAAAUGUAUUUUAGGCAGAUACGCACAUACAUUCUUGUUGAAGUUUUUUGUGGAACAUUUUUUUACAGGUCAAAAUGAAGCAAGCAGAUUUUAUUGUAGGACAUUGAGCAAUAAGUUUUCCUAGUGGUCAAUAUAUCAUAGACAUGAAUGUAAUAUUCCUUCACAUACUGCAUUCACAAGUAUUGUGUAUUCAUGCAAGGAACAUAUCUGACACUUCACAUAAGAUUUAGUGUUAACCUAAGAGGAGAGACCAGGUACUGAAUUGUUUAUCAGAAGCACACCUAGUGGUUAUAGGCAAGUAAAUGGCAAGCAUCUGAAGGGGGCCCUUGUCUCACUCAGUGCAACUCAUUUCAUUGCUUUGUCUGCAUGUGUGUAGAAGUUUAUUUGAAGCUUGUCCUCUUGACAAGUUUUUGUCCAGCAUUAUUUUCUCUCUUUCAUUUGCAGUCACUCAUCAUUUAAUGUCUAUUGGUAUUUGGAAUUUCGUUGAUGGAGUAUACAUACUAAACACAAUGGUUAUGUGGCUAAAUACUAUAGCACCAGUUGGCAUCAGAGAUUUUACUCUGUUCAUCUUGUCCAGAAUGGUUCAUGGUAGUACAUGUGAAUUAGGUGAUCACUGAAGAUGAUGCUGUUGAAGGACAGAGUACCCAUCCUGAAUUUUUUUUUAUGGUGUGUAUGAGUGCUUGAUGGUUCAGCUGGAUGAUAGAACAGAUUUGAAUAGAAUUUAGGCCAAAGCCCAAGUACUGGGACCUAUGAGGUCAUUCAGCGCUGAAACGGAAAUUUACGUAAAAAUGUUUGACAGGUAUAACAGGAGGAACCUCGCAGUUUCGCUAUGAAUCAAUUGUUAGGAGAGAGUGAAAAGUAAGAUGGAAGAAAGAGAAUAUGAACGGAAGUAUAGUAAAAGGAAUGAGUGUUGCAGCUAGGGGCCGAAGGGAUAUACUGUGGAAUAGGUGUUUGAAUUAUCCGCAGCUGAGGUGUACAGCAAUUAGUUCUCUGUCAAAGGUGCUAUCUUGUGAAGUGAAUGUUAUCAGUGUUAAAAGCCCUUUUCCACUACAUAAAUCCACUUGAACAAUUCUCCUCCUCUUACUUCCUUAUGAACACCAUAUUCUUUGUUAGCUUGAAUUUUGAAUCAGUGGGCACUGUGGGCUUGAUCCAUAUGAAUACGGUUCAUCUUCUGAACAAUAAAGAAUAAAUACUUUAUGUAAGUUUCAUGAUGUUUUUGUUAGGAUGCACAUUAUAGGAUGUUCUUUUGUUUUUGUCUUCACUGUAGAGAUGCAGACUCCAAAUAGACAAGAUAGUAUUAUGGUAUGUUAUAUUUUCCUCUCUGGUUGACAGAGAGAUAUAGAUACACCUACCCUCCUUCCAGAUAAAGGAUAGCAGUCAUUUAGCAGGUGAGACAGGGGCCUCAGUUUUGGGAUAGCACAACUAACAAUGUAAGCACCGCUCUAAUAGUUUCUAAUUAACUUAUUCAAAAUCUGGUUUCUCUACUACACAAGUAAUUAUGUUAAUAUUUAAAAUGAGUAUCUUCUGAUAACAAAAAAAUUUAUUUUGCCUGUGAUUCUCACGUCAGAAUAACGCAUCCGUCCAGUAUGUGAUAACGAGCAUCCUAUUAGCACUAUUUUUAUAUAUUAAGUCAUUUUAUAUCCUUCCAAACCAAAGAGGUAGCUAUAUGUAGUUUUGUUGAAUGAAAACCAUUCAGAAUGCUUUAGCGCACAAUCUCAUGUUGAAUAUAAUUUUAUAUGGUUAAUAAAUUAUUUAACGUUUA